UGCUCUUGGCUAUUUUCUCCUCGUCUUCCUCGCCCCCGGCCGCCCGGCGACUCCGUCAUCUGAAGGCUAUUUUAUCCUCAUCUGCGUUCACUAUCGCUUCCAACCUUCACAAUUGAGAGAGAAACUUGAAGCAGCAGUAGAAAAAGAUGGGAGAAAGAAAAGUCUUGAAUAAGUAUUACCCUCCAGAUUUUGACCCCUCAAAGCUUCCUAGGGUUCGAAGACCCAAAAAUCAACAGAUCAAGGUUCGCAUGAUGCUUCCUAUGAGCAUCAGAUGCAAUACUUGUGGGAAUUAUAUCUAUAAGGGCACCAAGUUCAACUCACGAAAGGAGGAUGUUAUCGGCGAGACGUAUCUGGGAAUUCAAAUAUUCAGGUUUUACUUUAAAUGCACUAAGUGCUCAGCUGAGCUGACGAUUAAGACCGAUCCGCAAAAUUCUGAUUAUGUUGUGGAAUCCGGGGCAACGAGGAAUUUUGAACCCUGGCGUGCAGAGGAUGAGGAUGAAGAAAAAUUGAAACAGAAGAGGGAAGCUGAAGAGAUGGGAGAUGCUAUGAAAUCCCUAGAAAACAGAACUUUGGACUCCAAGAGGGAGAUGGACAUUCUAGCAGCUCUUGAUGAGAUGAAGUCUAUGAAGUCGAGGCAUGCUACUGUCUCUGUUGACUCAAUGCUGGAGGCCUUGCAACGCACAGCUGCUGACAAGGAGAAACUGCUGGAAGAAGAGGACGAAGCACUGAUAAAAUCAGUUUUCUCAAGUAAAUCAAAAGAACUUGUCAAAAGAAUUCGGGAUGAAGAUUUAGAAACUGAUGAUUUUAUUAUUAAGCCUUCAAAUGAGAAUGGUGAAGCAUCUGACGAUCAUGUGAAGAGAAGUAGAAUGGCUGAAGAGCUUCCAAGCAAAGCAACUGAUGCUCUGACAAAAGCUAGUUUGGAUAAUUCUGACAACCCAGAAAAUUCGCGGGGUUCGGGGGCUUCUGGGGGAGCAAAACCUCUUCCUUGGGUGAAGAUCAACGUCAUCAGGAGAGCCAUCCCUAAUCAAAAGAAAAUAGAGGAAGACGGCACCACUGGGCUUCAAUCCCUCUGUCAAAAUUAUGACAGUGAUGACGAUUAGUAACAAUUUGUGAAUAUGAAAGUUUGUCUUGUACAUGUACAAUAACAAAGCCUUAUCCCACUAUGUGGAGUUGACUACAUAGAUCACAUGAUGCUACUGAGUUCUAUUUAAAGCCAAAUGUUUAGAUAUAUUGUUAAUUGAAAAAUCUCUCUUAAUAACUUUAUUAUGUUUUC
This is a messenger RNA of Neltuma alba, 1273 nucleotides long. Its product is annotated as splicing factor YJU2. Lineage: Eukaryota; Viridiplantae; Streptophyta; Magnoliopsida; Fabales; Fabaceae. The transcript has 7 exons. The coding region runs from base 147 to 1100 and encodes 317 amino acids. Gene Ontology annotation, biological process: mRNA splicing, via spliceosome. Gene Ontology annotation, cellular component: U2-type catalytic step 1 spliceosome. The record is from RefSeq and is a predicted model, not a curated record.